Molecule: messenger RNA, 1158 nt
Organism: Durusdinium trenchii
Lineage: Eukaryota; Dinophyceae; Suessiales; Symbiodiniaceae
Source: the annotation of a GenBank genome assembly
AUGCGCGCGAGUCCGGCGGCCUGGCGCUGUGCCGCAGCACGGCCGUCGUGUACGAGAAUUCAGGUGCAGUCGUCACCAGGGCAGCCUGGAUGGAGAGCGCAGAAGCUGAAAUCCUUGAGCCGGGCGGAUCUCAUUUGGACCACCUUGGAGCAAUGGCGCCUGGAGGGGCAACGCCUCGACCCCCGCACCUAUACCGUGGGAAUCUCCUCAUGUGGAAGGUUGGCCAAAUGGCCUUUCGCCGUAGCGCUCCUGGCAUCGAUGCCCAAGGCAGAGGUGCAACCAAAUGCCUUCAGCUAUGCAGCAGUCAUGGCGGCCUGUCGAAGGGCGCAGGACUGGCAGGUGGCCCUCAGCCUUUUGGAUGAGAUGCAGGUAGCUGAGGUGCAGCCCAACCAGGUGUGCUUCAACACGGCCAUCAGUUGCGCGGGUCGAUGGUUCAUGGCAAUCCACUUGCUGGAGCAGAUGCCACAGUGCGAUGUGAUCAGCUUCAAUGCUGCCAUGAGCUUAUGUGAGUGGCAUCAGGCCAUGCUUUUGUUCGAGGCAAUGCCUCAGGCAGAAGUCUUGCCUGAUGUGAUUAGCUUCAACUCCACCAUUUCUGCCUGUGAGAAGGGUCAUGAAUGGCCCACCGCUUUGGCACUCUUCGAGCAAAUGCCUGAGAUGCAGGUACAGGCAGACCUCAUCACCUUCAACUCCACCAUGAGUGCGCUGGAGAAGGGCUCUCAAUGGCAAGAGACCUUGCAUUUCUAUGGGCACAUGUCCAAGGCUCAAGUCCUGCCGGACGUGAUUAGCUACAGCGCGGGAAUCAGUAGCUGUGAGCGGUCGCAACAGUGGGCUGCAGCCUUGGCAUUGUACACGGCCAUGGAAAGGCAAGAGGUCAAGGCGGACGGCAUUAGCUUCAACGCGCUGAUGAGCUCAUUCAAAGAUGCUGGAAGGUGGCAGGAGGUUCUGGAGCUUUUCGAGUUGAUGAAAUCACAGCUGCAGCCGGUUUCACUGCUGAGCUACGUUGCCGUGAUGAGUGUUUGUGGGAAGAGCGGCCAAUGGCAACAAUCCUUGCGCUUCUUCGAAGAAAUCCCCAAAGCACAAGUGCAGCACAGUGUGGUUUCUUGGCACCUUAAGGAUCGGCCUCCUGGUUUCAGUAGAGGGGACAGUCGACACUUGUGA